This is a messenger RNA of Didymella exigua CBS 183.55, 858 nucleotides long. RefSeq names its product putative oxidoreductase ucpA. The record is from RefSeq and is a predicted model, not a curated record. Bases 1 to 858 code for a protein of 285 amino acids. Lineage: Eukaryota; Fungi; Ascomycota; Dothideomycetes; Pleosporales; Didymellaceae. The transcript has 3 exons.
AUGGCACCUUUGGAGAAAUCACCUAUCCCGCAAGACAGUGGCUUCGACUUCGUCGGCCUCAAAAACCUCCGCAAUGACAUCUAUCCAGCCAUAGAUGUCUCGAAAUCCUCUGGCCUCCAGCAGCCUGGAAAAGUGGUUCUAAUUACCGGUGCAGGCCGUGGAAUCGGGCGAUCAAUGGCCAUCCAAUACUCGUAUGCAAAAGUCUCCGCCAUAGUCAUCUGCGCACGAACAAGAUCCGAGCUUGACGAGGUCGCCGAUCGAGUGAAAGAAACUAGCAGCGCUGUCACUAAGGUCAGCGACAAAUUCGGCCGUCUUGACAUCCUAAUCAACAAUGCCGGCCUCUCGCGACCCAGGGAGCCGGUCGGCGAAACAGAUCCGGAGGACUACUGGCAGGUGCUAGAAGUCAAUCUUCACGGAUCGCUGUUGCUCACUCAUGCGUUCUUGCCUCUCCUGCUGAAGACUGCAGAGAGGCAAUCCUCACACGUCAACAUCAUUAAUGUCACCUCCAUUGGCGCGGUCACCGUUUCGCCAGGAGGCAGCUCGUACUCGCUUGCGAAGUUAGCGCUACAGAAGUUAAGCGAAUUUGUCGGCCUCGAGUACAGUGCAAAGGGAGUCAAUGUUUUUGGUAUUCAUCCUGGCGGUGUGGUAACCAAGUUGGCGAAUGAAAUCAAGGAGAUCAAGCACCUCUUGACCGAUGAGCCGGAGCUUUGCGGUGGAUUCGUCGUGUGGCUGAGUAACCAAGACAGAAGAUGGCUAAAUGGAAGAUAUGUCAGUGCCACGUGGGAUGUCGAAACAUUAGAGAGCAUGAGGGAAGAGAUAGAAGAGGGGGACAAGCUGAAGGUGAAGAUGGUUGUCUGA